UAUCACCAUCUAGAGUUAAAAUACUCAAUUCUUCACCAUCUAGAUUCUGAGCACCAUGUCUAUCACCAUCUAGAGUUGCAAUACUCAAUUCUUCACCAUCUUGAUUCUGAGCACCCUGUCUAUCACCAUCUACAGUUACAAUACUCAUUUCUUCACCAUCUUGAUCACCCUGUCUAUCACCACCUACAGUUACAAUACUCAAUUCUUCACCAUCUAGAUUCUGAGCACCCUGUCUAUCACUAUCUACAGUUACAAUACUCAUUUCUUCACCAUCUUGAUGUUUAG
Molecule: messenger RNA, 285 nt
Organism: Lottia gigantea (owl limpet)
Lineage: Eukaryota; Metazoa; Mollusca; Gastropoda; Lottiidae
Exons: 2
Source: RefSeq, a predicted model, not a curated record